GGCGGCAGCGCGGGGCCGGCGGCACUCGGCCACCCCGCCGCCCGCACACCGUCUCUCGGCGGAUCCCCGCUCGGGCGGCAGCCGAAUUGGUAUUUGCAAGUUCCCUGCCUCAACAGUAAUCAUCAUGGAUAGUGUGUUCUUAACAGAGGACAAAGCCAAUUCUGUGUUAAAAAGAUAUCCAAGAGCCAACACAUUUCUGGAAGAAUUAAAGCAAGGUGACAUAGAACAUGAAUGCAGAGAAGAAAUCUGUAGCUAUGAAGAAGCAAGAGAAGCAUUUGAAAAUGAGGAAAAAACGAAGGAGUUCUGGAAAGUCUACAAAAAUGGACUUCAGGGAGAAAGUAACACAGGACAUACCUGGAGGAAAUGUAUGAAGUCAGUGGGCUCUCUCCAGGAGGUCUGAGCUAUACGGAUGGGCGGUCAGACUCAAUAUCCACAAGGCUCUCAAACUGUGAUCCUCCUCCUUCAUAUGAGGAAGCCACUGGUGAAAUCAGCAUGAGAAGUGAAACCGAACAACAUUUAGAUCCACCCCCACAAUACGAAGACAUUGUGAAUUCCAGUUCAGUCACUGCAAUUGCACUAUCUCCUGUUGUCACCAGUACUAAGUAAAGCAAGAAGAAUGCUAUGGACGUUUUAAAAAUCACUAAUCAUUUUGUAGCACUUUAUCUUGGCUUAUUAUGCAUUUCUGUAAUUUAAAGGACUUGUAUAACAAACUUCACUUUUGUUUUAGAUUCACUUUUCUUUGGGUUUGGGAUUUUUCCCCCUGCGGCAGGUCUUAAAAGAUAAGAAAUCUGUAUUGGGAGUGUAGUGCAGAUACAAAGGUGGUGCUCUGUCGCACUUCUCAAAAGUACCUCUGCUUUGAGGGAUGUUACUUAUUUUAUUGCAAACAUUGUCCACAUUCCCCACAAGAUUCAUGGAAUCCCCCUCCCCUUUCUUACUGCUGACCAUCAGAAUUGCCUGAUAGGGAAUCCUUAAGCAACAUUUUAGUUAUUUACACUAAAGGGGACUGAUUUUGCAGUAUUGCCUCUUGUCUGAUUGGUUCCUUUUUCUCACUUGGAUUUUUGCUACAUGCUGCACCCUGUGCUGGGCCCUUGGAAGGCUGAGAGCGGUAUGCCUUUGUGUUCAAACCAGUAUCUCGUUAAGAGUAUGCUGGCAUAAUAGCAAUAAUUUUCAGAGUCCUAGCAGAAGAGGUGUAUUCUAAAGCUUUUGCUGUUACAACUCAAAAUUCUGUAAUGUUUAGAAGCUAACAAUUCAAGAUACUGAUUAGUUAAUUUAAUAGUGCACUUCUUUUCUGUUCUGCCUUUCCUCUCCGUUUUCACUUGUGCAUUCUAGAGGUGAGAAGUGUGCAUAUAUGAACUUUCAAGCUCUAAAGUUAAUGCAACAGUACAUAAUGAAAUACUGAAGUACUCAAGAGUGGAUAAAAUCCUGAUCAUAGUCUUCCUACCAUAGUCUUCACUGGGACCAGGGUAUUAUCCAUAAACAUAUUAAACCCAAAGUUAUUACUUUCCAUUUUAAAAGGGAGAAAAAGGGAAAGCAUUCAGUGUGUGUGACUUUUUUUUCCCCAACUAUGAAAUAAAAGCGCCUUCCCCAAGUCCUGAUAUUCUUUUGUCUCUUGCAUACUUACGUGUACCAUGUGUGCACCUUGUAUGGUGGCCAUGGAAAUCCUUUGCAGAGAACAUAGAUUAUACCUUUUUUCAACAGCAAAUAUAUUUAUUGCUUAUCCAUUCCAACAAGGUGCUUCUGUUGCAAAAGUUAACAAUAUGUUAUGAUGAAAUAAAACUACUUACAUUUUUCAUUAUUUCUAAGACCAGUGUGGUGCUUUUAUCCAUGACAUGAAUUCUUUAAAGUGCACUCCAUUUUCAGCGUACACAAGUCUUUUUCUUUUUUUUUUUUUUUUUUUCCCCCAGCUCUUAGGUUACAGGUGCUCGUCAGAGUAAGAGGUGCUGGGAAGCAUGUUAGUCCAGGCUGGCUGCAGAAGGUGUGUGGCCAGCCUGUCUCUGCUCUCUCCAGCUGUGAGCUGUGGGGCCCACCUGAUGUAUGGCAGAACCGUGAGGACCCACCGUGUUGUAUUUCCAAGAACAUGAUGCAGAAAUAAUCCAACCAUUAGUCUGAAGUGACUUUUUGAGGCUGAAGAGGUGUGGAUUUCUGUCAGACUUGAAGCAAGUUGGAAUAGAGGCUUGUACAGAAUUUCAACCACCUGGUUUAGACACUGAUGAUAGUUAAGGUGGUGCAAGCUGUAGUGUAGCAAUACUUUUUUCCCAGCUUGAUUUAAAAGUUUUAUUGCUUGGUUCAGCUUCGGAAUAUUCAUUUGAGGUUUUUUUUGUUCCCAUGCCAAGGUAGUGUGGUGGUAUUGUUCUGUGUUCUACUAAUCGGUUCGCACCAACUGCAAUGUAUUUAGCCCUGAAGGACUGCUGUGAUAUGUCGGCUUUCUUACAACAGAAACCCAAACUGCAUCUUGUUCCGAAGACCCCAAAUGAAAUGCCAGUGCCAUCCGUUUGAAAUUACUCUUAAUGUCUGAGAUGUGUGCUGGUGUCUACUGUCUUGUGGGGGCUUGGCUUGUCUUUUCCAUAAGGAAUUUUACAGAAAGCUGCUGAAAAUAAAUCUGUGGUCAUAGAUGGGUGUGUAUAUGCACACUCUAAGAAUUUGAUACAAUGUAUUGACAAAUUAAGGCUUUUAUAAUUCAUUUCACGUACUUACUUUUGAUGAGAGUAGGUUGCCCGAGUUGUUUACUGGGGAUUUUCAGUUGCCAAGGCAAGUUGUAUUAAGAGUUCGUCUAUGAACUCCAGGCCAAACUGUUGUCAAAAAGAUAACUCUUAUUUAUUAAAUAUAAUAGAUAUUGGGCAGAUAAGUACAAUAUGUUUGGACAUUUGUAGUAGGACUUGCCUGGUUCUUGUUUUAGGACCGUCUGGCCUUUUCUUUGAAGUGGUUUUGGCUCUUGUGUGUCAUGAAUUGCCACUUGUAGAAGUUAAAGCUCCUUUUAUACUGAGCAGCAGUUAAUAUACUGCUUUAGGCAGACGUUACCAAAACAAAGUGCCUCACCUCAACCUGCAGGAACCAACUCAAAAAGAGAUGGUAUUUCAACAUCCAUGCCAUAUUGGCAUCUCUGUGCCUGCUAGCACAGCUAGUAGUUUUAGCAGUAAUUUUCCUUGUUUGGAUAUAAGACUUUACUGUACAAAAUGCAUGGAGAUCACCCAUUUCACAGUAGGUCAUUCAGCAGCUGCCAUCAUCCCAUGAACAUGGGCAGUGUAGUUUAGACAUGAGCUGGCUUUUUUUUUUUCUUUUUGUUUUUUGUGGGGUUUUUUUUGUUUGGGGUUUUUUUUAAUUACUCUUUAUUUCACUACCACUUUUAAUAGCUUUAUGUUUCUGCCUCCUGAGUUGACUGUGUUGCUGUAUCCUGUAGAAACUUCUAUGUGCAAUGCAAACGUGAUGCUUGUUUUUCCAAAAAACCAAAUAUCUAAAAUUAUCUAUGAGUUGAAUUUAUUGGGCUAUGCCUUUUCCAUGUACAUGGGCAUGAAAGCCAUUGUAGGCUGUAAUCUUACAUCUUGGUGAAUAAAUGUCAUAAUGAAACUAAACUUGAGUGUGACAGUCACCCGAAUGUAUUACCUCUAAGACAUGAAAUGCUUUCUCCAUGUCGGAAUAAUGUCAAAUUACAAAUUAUUUUGUUCUGUUUUGUGAAAUGCGGAAAGAUAUCUUAAGUCUUGUGUCUGGCUUUUCUAACCUGAUUGAAAAAUGAAAUUUCAUCUGUACUGGAUUUUUAUACAGCUUUUUUUUUCCAGGUCACUUAAUAGUUUUACCAAUCCUGUAAUUGCAUUGUCAUGCAAUAAAUAUAAAUUUAUAGUUGUACCUGUAAAAGUUUUGCAAGUUUUAAUGCAGUACUGUCUUGACUGAUGACAUGAAUAGUCAAGAUACUGCCUUUCCCACUUUUGAAUGUAACAUUGAAUUUAAUCUUGGAUCAGGACUGAGAUGAUUUAUCUACUACAACUAAUUUAAAUAUAUGUCGCUGUUUCAAGAAAUUAUGGAAAUUAAUUAUUUGCUUAGAUGUUAUUUAGUUUUAGUGAAGGUUGUUCUGACUUCACUGGAUGUAACCUCUGAUUACAGUAUUGCAUAUUUUAAAUGGGUUUGGUUUACAUUACAUUAUCCUAUUUAAACAUUUUUGCCUAUGUUUAUAGAAAAAUUUUUGUAACAUUUGUUUUUCAAUACGCUAAAUAAAUUUUUUUAAGAUGC
This is a messenger RNA of Falco peregrinus (peregrine falcon), 4221 nucleotides long. It is a transcript of the gene PRRG1, whose product is annotated as proline rich and Gla domain 1. Bases 125 to 400 code for a protein of 91 amino acids. Gene Ontology annotation, cellular component: extracellular region. The record is from RefSeq and is a predicted model, not a curated record. Gene Ontology annotation, molecular function: calcium ion binding. NCBI's taxonomy places the organism in Eukaryota, Metazoa, Chordata, Aves, Falconiformes, Falconidae. The transcript is spliced from 5 exons.